AUGCCCGGUGAUUCCACUGCCUACCCUGACAUGCCGGGUGCGGCUGCUCAUCAAGACAAUCCUCCUCAAUAUGAAUCUAUUCCCCACGUGCACCGCAUGAGACAUUACGCAUCUUCGGUAUGGGAGGCCAUCAAACCUAAUGCCUGCUUCGCGUUCGACUCUUCAUUGGCCCUCAGGGACAGCACGGCAACAGCCGAAUCUCAAUGGGAAGGUAGACUUCACGUCAAAACACUCGAUCUGCUGCGAUUAAUGCGAGACGGCUUCCACUGGACAACAGCAAACUUCGAUAUCACAAGUAACUACAUUCUAAUGGAUAUCGACAAUGCGAAAGAAGACACCAUAUAUUCUGGCUGGACAUGCUCGCGAAGCUACUUUCUGUCGGACUUAGGUGACGAACCCUACUGGACCGCGAAGUUGGUCGUAUAUGCGCGGAACACCGGUGUUCUGUCAAAAUUCAGGCCCACUCAACUCAGCCUGGAAAACAUGAGAUCAGUUUCUGCAUGGAGAGAAGAUGUUAGACGGGGCAUACAGCAGUGGAUUUACGACUGGGAUGUUGAGGGGCCAGAGGAAGCUUUUAACGCCAUUUACGACGACAUGCCUCUGGAAGGGUGGUGGCCAUGGCCCAAACAUGGUGACAAUGUCGUGCUGGGGUCCGAGAGUUCGGAUGGUGAUUAG
Messenger RNA from Colletotrichum truncatum, 675 nucleotides. RefSeq lists its product as uncharacterized. The record is from RefSeq and is a predicted model, not a curated record. Lineage: Eukaryota; Fungi; Ascomycota; Sordariomycetes; Glomerellales; Glomerellaceae.